CGCAGUCUCCGUCCAGCAGAAGCCAAAAGCGGUCUAGUUGUGUUGGAGCUAGAGAAAUAGUGGUUUGCAGAGAUUUGCGGUGUUAAACCCUAGUGAUAUGUAAAUUGGCUCAGUAUACAGUUUUCAACGCAGAUCUACCGGCAUUUCAAGCAUGGUCGCUUGGUCGAGUGAGAACACCAUCGACCGAUUAAGGGUGCGCUACGUAAUGCCUUCAGCGCACCUGUCUCUCCGCGAGGAGGACGUGGUUCGUCUCGCCCUCGAGUUUCUGCAUAACAGAGAGCUGCACAUUUCGCAGCUGAGCCUGGAGCGGGAGACUGGUGUCAUCAAUGGCGUUUAUAGCGACGAUCUUCUAUUUCUCAGACAGCUUAUUCUUGAUGGACAAUGGGACGAUGUCAUGGAGUUUGUGCAGCCUCUUGAGGCCAUCGAGACUUUCAACCUGAAGCUGUUUCGCUGGAUAGUCCUUCGUCACAAAUAUGUGGAGCUGCUCUGUAUCAAGUCGGAAGCUGGCAUCACCACCAACAAUAUGGACACUGCCGUUCAAGAAGUGGUUAAAGCGCUGGCUGAACUAGAACAGUGUGCCCCAACCAAGGAGGACUAUUCCAACCUGUGUCUGUUGCUUACCUUGCCUAGGCUGACAGACCACCUUGCUUACAAAGACUGGAACCCCAGUGGAGCAAGAGUCCAGUGUUUUAAAGAGGUUCUGCCUCUUGUAGAAAAAUUUCUGCCAGGGGACCGGAAAGGCAUAGGAGACGAAGCUGGGCCGUUGAGUGCUAAAAACGACCGACUCAUUCAACUAGUUAUUAAAGGAAUUCUGUAUGAAAGCUGUGUUUCAUAUUGCCAACAAAAAGCCACUUCCACUGGCAAGGAGUCAAUGAGCAGCUCUGGCAGCGAAAUGCAUUUUACAAGUCUCUUGAGUGGCACCGGAUUUAGUGAUUCUGAUCUCAGUUUGCUGUCGUGGUUGCAAAGUAUCCCCUCCGACACCUUCGCUUGCCCAUUUGAGCAAAGGACUCUUAAUGUGGAUGUCGAAAGACUGGACAAACCCUCUUUGGAAACUUCAUGGACUGAGCACAUGCUCAUUACUCCUAUUAAGCCCAAAACGUUCCCUCACUCUGCCAUGCCAUUCACUCGACCAAGAUCUGCAGACAUUAUGUCAAGGUCGCUGCUGCCUUCAUUGGAUGGACUGCCCUUUGGCCUGUCUUCUGGAGGUAGAGGAUCUAUUGGGGCCAUGACCAUGUCUACUGGAGACAUAAACAGCAUGUCGAAAAGUUUUGCCAGUUUUCAUUUGAGCAAUAAGGAAAAGAAAAUGAUGAACACAAGUGUAGACAGAUUGUUUGAAAACGAUGAGAAUGUUUUCAUGAGCUCAAGCUACAGCGAACUUCCCGCCAUACUGGAAAAAGUAGUGGCUGACGCCAAAGGUGAGCAUCAGGUGCCCCCCAGACCCCGCUCAAAAAGCCCAGACAGAAGCAGAGCCUCAGUGGCCUCGACCCCCGAACACAGAAGCACAAACGGAAGCAAACAGAACCACCCCCAGAGCCCACUGGUGCAGGACUCUCCAAGGUCUUCGAGGAGGGACUCUUUGAGUGACCGCUCAGACGUGUACACCCUCAGCUCACCAUCAGGGGAGGGAGAACUAUUUAAAGAGUACCAACGGCAAAAGCAGCGGGUCAUGCAGGACAACCGAAUCACAGAGCAGCUCCAACAGCAGCAAAACAUACAGCAACAGCAAAUGCAUAGUAAUGCUCAAAGGGUCGGUGGUGUCAAUUCUGCUAGCUCAACACUAAACUCACGUUCUGGGGCGCAUGGUCCUUCAAACGGGGCUCCACCUCACACAAAUUUUAAUGGAUCCAACGAAGUCAGCCGCGGCCCGUCCGGGUCUUACCUUUCGGACGCCAACGCAGCAUCAGAAUCGCGAUACGAGACCAUCAAAGCUGGUCCAGCAGCGCCUAGUCCUCCCCGAGACGUAGAAAAUGGUGCAGGACGCCCUAAGUUUGUAGCAGUCACCAGUUUGGAAGACGUGCAAGCUGUGCGAUGCGCCGAAUUCCAUCCCAAUGGCCGAAUUUACGCAGUGGGCUCAAACUCGAAGACGCUGCGGAUCUGCGCUUAUCCCAAACUCAACGACCUCAGAGAGGACCACCAAACACAUCAGCCGACGGUGCUGUUCAAGCGGACCAAACACCACAAGGGUUCCAUUUAUUGCAUGGCAUGGACACCUUUGGGAGACCUCAUGGCCACCGGCAGCAAUGAUAAAACAGUCAAACUCAUGCGCUUCAAUUCUGAAACGUCAAAUCUUGAGGGCCAAGAGAUAGAACUAACCAUGCACGAUGGAACUGUGCGUGAUUUGUGCUUCAUUGAAGACUCAAGCAACAAAUCCAGUCUUUUGAUCAGUGGAGGUGCAGGCGACUGCAAAAUCUAUGUCACGGACUGCGCCACUGGCACUCCUUUCCAAGCCCUCAGUGGUCAUUCAGGACACAUUCUCUCCUUGUAUACAUGGGGUGGAGCCAUGUUUGUGAGUGGCUCCCAGGAUAAGACAGUCAGAUUUUGGGACCUGCGGACCAGAGGCUGCGUCAAUAUGGUCACACCAGCAACUGCACCUGGAAACAGGGGCUCUCCCGUUGCCGCCAUCUGUGUAGACCCGUCUGGCCGCCUGUUGGUCUCUGGCCAUGAAGACGCGUCCUGCGUUUUGUAUGAUGUUAGGGGCGGCCGCAGUGUGCAAUGCUUCAAGCCUCACACUUCAGAUGUGAGGUCUAUCAGGUUCUCGCCGAGUGCUUACUACCUGCUUACUGGAGGAUAUGACAACAAGCUUGUGCUAACAGAUUUGCAAGGGGACCUGACAACGCCAUUGCCUAGUGUGGUCGUGGCUCAGCACCAGGACAAAGUUAUUUCAGGCAGGUGGCACCCUUCAGAGUUCUCCUUCAUCAGCACGGGCGCAGAUAAAAUGGCAACUCUGUGGGCACUUCCCCCGGUGUAAAAGGGAACAUCCUUCUCUUCCAAUAAUAUAUCUCUUCGUGUAUAAUGCUUGUAAAUAGAACUCACAACCAUCAUUCACUCACACAAUUAUACAUUUUGCCAGUUGUGUAAUCAUUGUACCUCCUAAAUUAAAAGGCAAAUUGUUAGUUCAUAUGGUGCAAUUUGAGUGCAAACUAUUGGUUGGAAUCGAUCAAAAAUCAAACUUGUGUCUAUUUGUUUUGAGAUCUGAUUAUCAAUAUUUAUAAUUGAACUGUAUGUGCCUCGUUGAAAUUUGCAAAUAUAUAAUAUACUCAUCCCGCUCUUAUAUAUACCAUUUACAUCUAUACAAAAUAUGACUUAGAUACACAAUAUUGUACUACCACACUCACUCAAAAAGCAACUCGGCGUCAUUAAGGUCGCUGCUUUGUAUUAACAUUUAGAAAUCUUUUGAAAUAAAUUUCAUUUGACUGUGCUUAGGUGAGAAGACACAAAAUUAAUAAAGAUUGUUUUGCAAACUUGAAAUGUAAUAAAUUCUAAUAUAUAUUUAACAUUUUUUUUUGUAAUUUCAAGGUGAUGCUAAUUUAAAAGUAGUCAAAUUGGAACAACCUUUUGUUUGUACAUCUAAAUCAUAAAACCAGGCGUGGAACUGUUUUAACCACACAAUAGGAUGGACUUUGUAAUAAUCAUUUUUGAUUGGUUUAUCCUGUAAUAUUUUUAAUAAAUAUCCAAUGGAAUACUCCAAA
Molecule: messenger RNA, 3689 nt
Organism: Cloeon dipterum
Lineage: Eukaryota; Metazoa; Arthropoda; Insecta; Ephemeroptera; Baetidae
Product: WD repeat-containing protein 47
Exons: 13
Coding region: 152-2968 (938 amino acids)
Molecular function (GO): protein binding
Source: RefSeq, a predicted model, not a curated record